Molecule: messenger RNA, 1234 nt
Organism: Aplosporella prunicola CBS 121167
Lineage: Eukaryota; Fungi; Ascomycota; Dothideomycetes; Botryosphaeriales; Aplosporellaceae
Exons: 1
Coding region: 73-954 (293 amino acids)
Source: RefSeq, a predicted model, not a curated record
CAUCCCUCCCCCGCCACUCUCCAUUCAAGCUUGCUUGAGGAGCCAUGUGCCCCGCGAGCGUCCCGAUAGAAGAUGCCCAUCCGAAAGUCCAGCAUCCUCGCCUCCGCCACCGGCAUCAACGCCCUCUAUAACCACUCGAGGACGUCAUACAUUGUACCCCCACGACCGCACGCCGCAAGAGGCUACGCCGACGUCCCGAACAAUGGCCAUUUCGGCGCAGAGUACCCAUGGCCGCAGUGCGCGCACCCGCACAAGCCGCCGACGCCCUACCAGAUCUUCGACCUGUGCAAAGGCGCGCCCUACAGAAAGGACCGCUUCGUCGAGCUGGUCAAGAUCUACCACCCGGACCGCAACCUGCCCUCGCACAUCAAGCCCGACAUAGCAUGCCCGCACGCCGUCCGCCUCGAGCGCUACCGCCUCAUCGUCGCUGCACACGGCAUCCUGUCCGAUCCGGCCAAGCGCAGCGCCUACGACAAGUGGGGCGCCGGCUGGGGCAGCGCCAAAGACAUCAACGUGCCGUCGUACGAGCGGCGGCACUGGAAGCCCGGCCAGGACCCUAUGGGGAACGCGACGUGGGAGGAUUGGGAGCGCUGGUACAACCGCGACAAGAAGAGCGACCAGCACCCCGUCUUCGUCUCCAAUGGCACCUUUGUUGCUUGCAUCAUGCUGGCCAUGGCCCUGGGUGGCUAUGGCCAGUUGCAGCGCGCCGGCAACUUUGGCACCACGCUAAUAGAGCAGCGGGAUAUUGUGCACUCGCAGGCUAGCAAGGAGCUGAAGCGCGCCAGACAGGCCAGUAGGAUUGGCGAUCGCGAUGAGCGGGUAGAGAGUUUCCUCAGGCAUAGAGAUGCUACGACUCAUCGCGAGGAGGCGUACAGGCGGCUCCUCCCAGAGCCGGAAGUCUGUUCCAGCGAGGACGUGAAGGGUGGAAGCGCACUGCCGGGCAGGUCGGCUUGACAAGUGCCGCCGUACAUAAUGAAUAGUGUAGAUAACCGUGGCCAAGGGCGUUUGGGGCGACGGACAGGACUCGGUGGCGUUCAGCAUUCUCUGGGCAGUAUUGAUUUACAUAGCAAGUACGAAGAGAGAGUGGCUCAACUAUGGGCACGUUUCUCGCGCGGCGAAUGACCUCCAACGCUUCGACAUUCCGGGGGACAGCCACGUCAAUGUCGUCAAGGGUCCUGGAGGGCGAGCGGCACGCAUGGCCCCACGUCUGGCUUGAGCGGAGGGGCGCCCACAG